This is a messenger RNA of Sclerotinia borealis F-4128, 2595 nucleotides long. Lineage: Eukaryota; Fungi; Ascomycota; Leotiomycetes; Helotiales; Sclerotiniaceae. The record is from the annotation of a GenBank genome assembly.
AUGCGAGUAAUACCUAUAAGAGAAAAUCAUGGAUCCGACAAGGGCGGGACACGGGUGGCAGAUUUCGGUGACGUCUUUCCAUUGAAAGCAUCUUUCAAUGAGGGAACCCCAGAAAAUACUGGUGGCUUUAUUAAUCCUUGUGAACUACCAAUUGGUAGAAAAGAAACAAUAAACCGAUUAACAAAUAUGUCGCUCCAAAUAGAGCGAGAGCGCAGCCCGUUGGCUUUUUUAAUGAAUCCAAAUAACGCUAUACCGGUCGAGGAGAAAAACAUGAGAGUUGAGGAUUAUUUGAACGACAAAAUCCAAAUUACCGCAGACCUGGGCAGUCUAUCAAGCUUAUUAGACAACGUAGAACUGAAAAAAAAUCAGCUGGAUGAGCAAUUGAAAGAUGCGAAAGCCAAGCUCGCAGAGGCCAAAAGAGCCGCCGCGAAUCACACUUCGUCGAUGGCUCAACAAACGCAAGCCUUUGAGCGACAACAAGAGGAUUUACGAGAACGAAUAAUGGUAGUUACAUCUUCAAACACUGUAGAUGAAGCAGUAAGACGCUUGGAAGGACCGAUGGAGAGACGACGCCAGGUCGAACUCGCACAAGCAUAUAUUGAACUAUUGAAGGAUGUCGAUGAUAUGACCAAGGAAGCUCGUCAAAAUCUACCUGACAACCCCACUCAGGCCCUGAAGCCAUAUGUGCGAUUAAGACAACUUGCGAUGGCUUUACGAGCGGCUCAGGAGCCAGCGGAAGGUGCUGCGAUUCAUAUAGUCUCAUAUGUGGAACAAACCUCGACUCAACUUUGGGUACAAAUGGUACAAAUCAUGGUCAAAGAAUUCCAGGAUAUACUCAAAACAUUAAAUUGGCCUGAUCUGGAGGUUGAGAUUUCUAGGGAAUGGCAAACAUGUUUUGGAAGACUUUUGGAUUUACAAGCCCCAGAAAUUAGAGAAGCUCGGGAACCUUUGAUACUUCUACCUUUCGCUGUUCUAGUCAAGGAUAUUGGAUUGAAAUUUCGUUAUCAUUUUAUGGGAACCACGCCUACCAGUGCUAGUAACGCUCUCGGGGAAUACUACUUGAACUGGAUCCUCGAUGUGAUAGAUGCGCAUGAGUCCUAUCUCCGAGAUAAUGCUGGACCUGUUCUGGCUGCACACUUUUUGGGUAGUCCUCUGGCUGUGAACUCCCUUUACGUAGAUCCUGUAUCCGCCUUCAUCACAGCACUCUUGCCACUAGUCAAAGAAAAAACCGAUAUUGUUCUUGUGGAUAUCAAGCACGACUCCGCGCUUUUGAGUAAAUUCAUAGGCCAAUUAAUGAUUUGGGAUGAAAGUGUCAGAAACAAAUACAAGUAUGACAGUGGUAACAUUGAGGUUGGUUGGGUAGGCGUGACUUGGCAUGUCCUAGACAACUGGUUUGAUCCCUGGUUAGACGCUGAGGAGAGAUUCGCCCUCCAGAGAUACGAAGAGAUAAUACAAUCGCAAGAUAAUGGACUUAUUGAUUACGACAGCAAUGAAUUCAAGAAGACCAAAACUACCUUCGGGGCUACAAAGAUUACUGAUCUCUUGAAGACCAUCACAACACAAUAUAGAGAUCUACGAAGGGUCUCACAUAGAGUUCGAUUCUUCCUUAAUACUCAAACAAGUGUUCUUCAUAGAUAUCAAAUUCGGCUAGCCGAUUCUCUGGAAGCCUACAUAUCUUUAACCUCAACGGUUGGCCGUACUUUGAAAGGUUAUACCAAAGAACAGCAACAGUCUGUCGAAGGAAUGGCAGGGCUUAUCAGUCUUUGCAAAGUUUUUGGUAGUGCAGAUCAUAUUGUCUCGACACUGGAAUCUUUUGGCAAUGAAGAGUUCUUCGUGGAAUUAUAUUCCAAAUUGGAUGAGAGAGCACAAGGUGUACAUCCCGAUAGCGCCAUCGCUGGCCCUAUUACAUGUUCGCAGCUCAAGCUGUCUACUUCUCUCAAGCUAGGCACAGGCGAGGGAUCAAUUUUCGAUACAACCAUCCAUGGCUUCCAAAAAAUACGGGACAACGCGGGAGACCUUCUACAACAAGCGAUCAGAUAUACAUUUCCAGUCGCAUUUAGGCCUUAUCUCACUCAGGCACAAUGGACUACAAUUGGACAAGACCCCCAAUCUACAUAUUAUACGUCUUCUUUGACAAUUUCGGCCGAGCUCGAUCAUCCUCUUCAGGUGAUCAAAGAGAAAAUGGCAUAUCUCGAGAAAACCAUUUCGUACCCCGCAUUUAUGCGAAUUUGGCGCCAAGCGAUCUCAGCUCUCGAAGACUUACUUUUUAACGAAGUCCUCCUGAAACAAGAUUUCACAACAUUAGGCGCAGCUCGCUUCUCCCAGGAUCUGAAAGGCAUCCAAAGUAUCAUUGGUGCAUAUCUACCAUUAGAGAAUUCUUCAUUUAUGAUGGCACGGCUUACGCAGGGUAUUGCGUUGCUCAAUCUGCCAAUCGAGGUAUCGGAUGAGGAAGGCUUGUCUUUAUCUGAAGCGGGAGAGAAAAUCUACGCGGGUAGACAGACCUGUGAGUGGGUUCUGGCUAAGUUGCAUCUGGAUAUGCUGGAUAAUCCUAGUGCGAGACAAAUCAUUUUAAGGAGAGUUGAGGCAAAUGAGUAA